AUGGACGUUCAGGGGUCUGACAAAAUGGGGGGGUGGACGCCGCCCAACAACGGCCUGUCCAACGACCUGAACCACCGGUUCUCCACCGCCAUAAUGAACUUCAACGCCGAGCUGUCGGGAUGCAGGACGGGCGCCCUGGUGCAGGUCUGGAUGCCCGAGAUGUGCCGCGACGGGAACAUGGUCCUGCAGACCAAGGGACUGCCGUUCUCCAUUUCCGGCGUGGGGGACCUGCUGGCGCUCUUCCGCUGCGUCUCAUGCCGCUACCGCUUCACCACGGACAUCUCCAAGCCGCACCUAAUGGGCGUGAUCGGCCGCGUGUACUCCAGCGGACAGCCGGAGCUGUGCUACGACGUGCAGCGCUACGACCCCAGCGUGUACCUGCGCGCCAGCGAGGCUCAGCGCUGCCGCGUGCACUCCACGCUCGUCACCCCCGUCUACCUGUCCGCGGAGCGCGAGCGGGCGGUGUCCGUGGUGGAGGUCUCUCACCACGACAAGGACGUCAAGUUCCCGGAGAUCAUCAACCGGUUGUCCACGUGCCUGGAGAGCGUGCAGCUGUACAUGGCGGACAUCGACAUCAACAGCGUGAGCUUCGGCCUGCGCAACUGGGCGGUGGACAUGGCGCAGAUCGCGGGGGAGCCGGUGAUCAAGGCGGAGACGGAGUUCGGCAGAGAGUGUGAGGCCACGCCCCCAGGCUACAACCCGCUGGUGUGGGCUCCUACAGGCAGCCCGCAGGAGACGGUGCCCACAGAUAUGGACAAGCAUGCUGUCGCAGCCACUGCUCCCGCACCACUCAUGGGAGGCUGGACACCUUCAAGGGGUUUUCCGCCUCGUGGGCGCCCUGUGAUGCCUGGUGUCGCCUCUGCUCCUGCCAUCAGAAUCCCCCCCAAGGGGGAUUUUGUGUCUAGGAGUGCCUCUGGACCACUAUCGAGACACUUUCUUCCACCCAGGAGUGGUUUUGUGAGCAAGAGUCGUUCUGGGCCAUUGACGCGUCCAAGCAACCUUUACAGUGCACCGCCAGGCAGCAGACAGGGUGUACUCAGCCCACAAUGGUCACCUGAGAAUGCGGGUCUGCAUGGAACAGACUUUACUGCGGGCCCACUUGCAGCGUCCCAGCCAGCUGCCCCAUCUCCCAUCCGGAAUGUGAUGGAUCCUCUUCCGGCAUCCACCGGUCUUGAGGCCCUCAACAUUCCUCCUCCAGCAUCGUCUCCCUUGCCCAGCAUCGAUGCGCCUGCACAGCCAGAGCGGUAUUCGAGCGACUCUGAUUGUUUCUCAGAUGUUUCUGAUGGUGAGGAUGGUGACAACGACAAAAGCGGCAAGGACUCGAAGCUGGAGACUGAUGCUGAGGGCGGUCAGCUGGAGAGGGCAAAUUCUUCUGGUCAGUCCACGAAGAACGACAACCGGUUGGGUGGGGGCGCAGGCAAGCGGCUUACUUUCAAGGACCUCCAGGGAUGUUUUGGUGUUGGUCUCAAGGAGGCUGCAGCACAGCUGGGCAUCUGUCCGACAACCCUGAAGCGAGCAUGUCGUAGGAAUGGCAUCUCACGCUGGCCAUCAAGGCAAAUCUCCAAACUCAGCAAGGCCUGGCACCAAAUGGGGUAUCAAGGCUCCCCACCAGCGUGGCUUGUGCGGAAGGCGAUUACAGGCAACCUGAAGUGUGACAACCUUGUGUUUUCCCUCAAUGCAGGUUUGCAUCUGGGGCUGAUGCAAGGCGGCGGGGCGCAGCCCGCACCAGCCUUGCCCCAGCCCACACCGGGCUGGAACGCUGUAAACAGGCAGGCUCUAGGCAGUCUCUCUGCUCCCGCGGCCUCGGGCUUGGCAAGAGAAGCGGAUCUGUCAAUGGGGCAGCCAGCAUGCCAGUUGGGGCCGUCAACCCCCCAACUGCCUACCAUGCCUACAGACCAGGCGGAUUUCUUCGACGAGAUGGCCGGCAUGUUGCAGGAGCCAGCAGGGGCUCCAGCUUGGCAGUGCCCAACUCCUGGACCAAGCUCGUUGCAUGCUCUUAACCCCGAACACGAAGCACGCCGUGUGUUCCGGUCUAACAGUGCGUAUGGCUCAGAGGCAUUCCAGUGCAGGUCGCCUGACUUUUCGGGAGGCGGUAUAGAUGCCAGGCAGCAUCAGGGGAAGGAACAACUGUUGUCAGGGCCCGCUUUGGCGGCUUUUGAUGGCCUUGGGGACAGCUUUGCGACAGACAUUGGCUUUGCAAACACUCUCGGCAGGCCACCACUGGACAAUGCCACGUUCAGUGGUGUGGACGGUACCCCCAGCGUCAACGAAUUGGGGAUUGCAGGUGGGCUGUUUUGA
Molecule: messenger RNA, 2298 nt
Organism: Ostreobium quekettii
Lineage: Eukaryota; Viridiplantae; Chlorophyta; Ulvophyceae; Bryopsidales; Ostreobiaceae
Source: the annotation of a GenBank genome assembly